GGUAUAAGUUAAUUUUGUCCAGCUCAGCAGCAGCAGCAGCCUGCCUGCUGUCCGUGUGUCUGUCUGUGUGUGUCUGUUUGUGUUGCCCUGUGUGCAUGAAGAGUGUGUGGGAGCAGAGGGACGUGUGCUCAGGUCUUUUUUAAACAAAGAACCUGGACACUGAGGGUGAAUGUGUGUGUGUGAUGUGACGACUUUGGACUUGAAUGAUUUGCACUAUUGAAAAAAAGGUAGUCUGUUUAUUUUGAUUUAUCCAAAAGCAACAGCAGAAACAAGCACCGUGUGGCUUCGCUGCUUUACCAAACCUCGACUCUCUGCUUGUUUCAUGUUCUUUAGUAUCUAGUUGUAGUUUAUACUUGAGAGAAGAUGUCCACUGAGUGCCAGAAGACCACUGCCAAGGCCAUCCCGUCGACCAGGAGGGUGGCCGUCAACGACGCAGCGCACAUGCCCCAUGACUAUUCCACCACUCCCGGAGGAACCCUGUUCAGCACCACCCCGGGCGGUACGACCUGCUUUUUAACUCUUUAUUUAAUCUAAAAAUGUGAAGAUAACAUUUGCAUUAAGUUUCUGUUGAAAUGCUCCAUGUUGUCUGUGAAAUAGCUCAGUUGUCAGAGAGCUGCACUCAGGUGAACUCCAGGUCUCCUACCCUCAUUCACCUCUCUCUGCUAACUGCUAACUCUCCGUGUUUGUCUGUCAAUACAGAGAAAAUAACUUCAGAUACAGAUACAACAAACUCCAUGUGACUCCUACCGAGAACAUUGUGAACGCUCACACCCUAGUUUUGUCAUUAUUUGCUGUCUUUGUGUGGUUCAUUUGAGUUUAACCAGCUGAUGUGUGAAUUGAAGCGACACCUACUGGGCGCUGAUGGUACUGAUCCUCGCGGUGGUCAUUGACGUCUCAGUCAGUGAUUGGUUGUUUGCAGAGCUCACUGCAAGCGAAAACAUCAACAUGUAGGCCACAAGAGAAAAUAUUAUAGGGGAGAGUGGGGUAAGUUGAUCCACCCUCUGUUGGUCAAAGAAAUUGAUCAUGUGACCAAAUAUUUAGGAGAUGGGCAACAAUUCAUGGAGUCUGUGAAGGUGAGAAGCACAUGGGUGAAGAGGUUAGACAUUUAUUUACAAAAAAACAUAAUUUUUCACUCUUGAAAGUGAAUUUAGUCUGUCAUAAGUUUGAUUAGAAUUGUGUUCAGACCUAAAAGAUCAUAUUAAAUUAGUUUUAUACAUCAAUUGUGGUAUCUAUGAGCUACAACAUGAGGUCAAAAACCUACCAGAAGUCCACCAUUUUAGCUUAGAGGACUAAUAAAGUCAUCAUAGUAGUUCUGGGGUAACUGAGAAAGUAAAGGAGUCUGAUGAGAGGAUCAGAGUUUCAGUUCAGAUUGUUGAAAUGUUUGACUUGAACAUCCUGAAAUAUAUUCAGAUACACUAGUUAGAGACAAAACUAUGAUUGACUUGAUUUAGUGAUCCGAAAUAUGAAAAAUGGCUCAUCUUACCCCACUCUCCCCUAUUAGACCCACUAAUUCACUAUCUUAAAUUACACCAAUCUCCAAAAAUAUUGUACUGUGUGAACAUAAAUGCAAUAAUCUGCAUGUACCCCAAAGCCCUAAAAGACCAAGAGACUGAUUUUGAGCCCCUAGUAUAACUUUUUUUUUCUGCACACCUGAAACUGUGCAACAGCUUUUGUCCAAACACCCAAAACCAUCAACAGUUUAAGUUUGGGAUGGAUUUUAGUUAUCUUAAGUAUUAUUUUGGUCCAGUUAACCUUCCUCCUGUGUAGCUUUUUCUACGCACCCACUAUGUUAAGGGUAUGUUAAGUAUCUUUUGUUUAAAUACUCAUAAUUUGUCUGUUCAGACUGUGAAACCUAAACUAGCUGUCUUGGAGUAGUGUAUAGAUUAAUGGGUGACAUAUUGCACUCAGAGUUUAGAUUAAAAUGCUCCUUUCCUCGUUCUUCUUGUGGGUAUUGCAACGGUGGCCUCUAUGGACAUAAAGCUGCUGUGAUGGACACAAAAGACUAAUUUAAAGUAAACUAAAACAAAAGGAUCUCUAUAUUCAGGUGUUAACACUCUAUUUUGAACAUACUUAUGGAGAUUAUUUCCCAUUUCUACCAAGUCUACUCUGCUGUAUGCCACUUUAAUAUACACACCGCUCCUUUAAUUAGCACAUGCCUGUUUUGUUUUGACACCACCACUAAAAUCUUGUGGUAAUCACGCUGAGCUUUCUGAGUGUAUGAGCGGAAUAAUGGUGUCAGGUUAAAAUAGAUCCUCUACACUGCAUGAAUAUGUGAAAUAAUGACUGACUUUCCACCAGUGGAGCGCGAUAAAAACAGCCCAAGAUCAUUUGUCUCUUUCUGUCUUCACCCACAAGGUACCAGGAUCAUCUACGAUCGGAAGUUCCUGCUGGAGCGCCGCAGCUCCCCGGUGGCCAAAACUCCUCCGCAAGGUCUGCCCAACAUUCCUGGUGUGACCAAUCCACCCCCCCAAGAUGCCAACGAUAAAGCCCAACUACUGAACAAGAACAACAACCCUGUGCCUGAAAGCAGCCACACCGGUAUGUCCGCACCUCCAAAGAAACACUGAGAUCGAAGGAUACUGUGUUCAGAUGAUCAUCCAAACAUAGAAAACCAAACAGAACCUGUGAUCACUGAAGUCAGCUGUUCCUCAGUUAGCUGAUAACCAAUGAGGCGCAAGUGAUGCAUCCAUUCUGUUUACCCGUUACAGAAGCUGCAGUCAAAAUUUACAUCCUGAUUUCCCAAAUAUGUCACCCUGAAAGUUGUUAUUUCUGCAGGUUAAAUCGCUGCAUCACAACGACAUAGUGUGACAUACUUUUGUCAGCACUGGUUUAGAUUGGUUAUCCUGAAAUUAAAAGCUUUGAGCAGCAAAACAUCAGAUCUAUUUCUUCUUGAAUGGAGUCUGUGCUGAAUCUCCACAUGUUGGAUUUAUACAAAUGUGCUCAUAAAAGUCCUUAAAAAAAAGGUUAAAAUCUAAAACUAAACUCUCACAGUUUAUCUUCCUUAAAGGGAUAUUCCGGUGUAAAAUUAAUUUAGGGUCAAACACACCAUAACACUGAGUUAGACACCCCAUUGAGAGAUAAAUGUUGCAGACCGCUUGCUUCAUCAACAGUACAUAUAGGGUCCCAGCCAUAGCGCUAGCCACCAAACAUCUUUUUAACUUUGCCUAAUUUCUUAAACAAAGAGACUAAACACAACUCACCUACUCUCUUCCAGCAGCUACUUGUUUGUACAGAGAUCUCAGGCCAGUCCAUUACCGCAGCAGGGGGACAUAGUUCAAGGAAUCUAUAGAGCGGCUUUUUGGUUUAGCGUGUGGCUCCUGGGACCGCUGUGUAUUGCUAUCCUGCGGUCGUUACUAAAGUUGGAUUAACUAGAGAAGCAAGCGGUCGGCAACAUUCAUCUCUGGAGGGGGUGUCUAACUCUGUGUGUUUGACCCUAAAUUAAUUUUACGCCGUAACAUCCCUUUAAUGCUCGUGCCUCAAAAUGAACAACAGGAGAAAAAGAGACCACCCCAAAAAAAAAACCACUAUUCUGAUAUGAUUUUUUUUAAGCCCAUUACAGCAGCUGUGGUUUAGACGUACAUCCUCACCACACUGACAUUACUUGAAUUUUAUGCCACUGUUUAGUCCACAGGGGGAAAGAAAUCCACUGAAACCACAAAAUUUUUACAGGAGCUUCAAAUCAUCCAGUUAGUAAAUGAUUAACUUUUCUUUUCAGGUGAUGACGCACAAUUCGAAAUGGACAUCUAGAUGAUCCUGGGGUACGAGAAACAGUCUGUGGCUUUCCCAACAAGAACCUGUGAAGAGAAGCGAAGGAGCACUGUCUCUUUUCCGUCACCCAUUCCACGAGGACAGAGGUCUGCCCUCAGUGUCUUUGAGUCUGUAUCAAGCCUUUUUGUUUGUUUUGCCGAGUACAAAGAAUUAUUAUUUUUUUGUCUGCCUAAAAGUUUAAACUUGAAUAAUGUGUGAAAGUGUGCCUUCCUUUAGUGGCUGGAAGUUUAAAGUCAACACUAAGACGACUUCGACACCAACUGAGCCUAAUCCCUGUUAAAUUCAGUGAAAAGACUUUAAAUCUGCAGACUUUAUGACCAUUCCAGACGAUUUUGAUAUCCGUGCAUUACCAGACACCUGUAUUCUGAUACUGCCUUGAAACCGUCAAGAUUAUUAACUGAUUGUGCUGUUUUUGAAUAAACUCACACAUUUCUUAAUGAAGAUUUAAACAGAUUUUCACAAAGUUUGUAGACGGAAAAAUCAUUAAAGCAAGAGAAAUGAAAGCAAUCAA
Messenger RNA from Xyrichtys novacula (pearly razorfish), 4279 nucleotides. Lineage: Eukaryota; Metazoa; Chordata; Actinopteri; Labriformes; Labridae. The record is from the annotation of a GenBank genome assembly.